AUGCCCACCACAAACGCUUCCGCGCCUCCUGUCUUGAUUGUUGGUGGCGGGCCCGCGGGCCUCGUAGCAGCACUCUCCCUCGCCCAGAACGGCGUCCCCGUCCGGGUUAUAGAGAAAAUUCCGGCAUUUCACGCCGCCUCCAGAGGCGCUGGCACGCAUUCGCGGUCGCUGGAGGUGUACCAUUUCCUCGGCGUCAUGGAGGACAUGCGCCGUGUGCUUCAACCUCUGAUUCCCAUGCGGGCGUACAAGCUCCCCGAGGGAACUGAAGUGACCCGAACUUGGAGGAUCUGGGAGCCAGUGGACCCCACUCCCGACAGACCCAUCACAACGGCAUCUGGGGCUAUGAUUGGACAGUUCGUGCUGGAAGGCAUCUUCCGGGACCAUCUCGCCAAGCACGGCGUUCAGGUCGAACUCGCAACGGAGCUCAUAUCAUUCGAGCAGGAUGCUGAAGGGGUCACCGCGGUGCUCAAACACGCCGCUGGUACCGCUCAGGAGAGCACCGAGACUUUCCGUGCAUCGUACAUUAUUGGUGCUGAUGGCGCUAAGGGCGUUACUAGGAGGCAGAUAGGCAGCACGUUCGAGGGGCUCACCAAAGACGGGGACGGCCAGGUCUGGGCUGAUGUGCGCGUCGAAAACCUGUCUGCUGAGUACUGGCACGUGUGGUUAGAGCCGGAGAGGUUCACCAUCUCGAUGCGCCCUACGCAUACCGAGGGCAGUUUUCACAUCGGCAUCGCUGGGGUCGGUUGGGAUCCCGUCGAAUGUAUGGACGAGACUAGAUUCGUGGAUUUCAUCCACGAGAACACCGGACGUCGCGAGCUCGAGAUCAGCAACUUCUCGUCAAUGACCUACUGGAAACCUAAGAUGCGUAUGGUAAAUAAGUUCUACUCAAACAGAGCGUUUCUCGUUGGCGAUGCCGCCCACAUCCAUCCUCCGGCCGGAGGGCAGGGACUGAACACGAGCAUCCAGGACUCGUUCAACCUCGCCUGGAAGAUCGCGCUCGUCUACAAAGGCCUUGCCAAGCCCGAGCUGCUGGACAGUUUCGAAACCGAGCGCCUCCCGGUCGUCACCCUCAUGCUCGCUGCCACCAGCGGACUUUACAAACGCGUCGUCGCGAGCAAGGACCUGAAGGAGAAGAGCCGGUCGCUCGAGUGGCGCAACAACGCGCUCUUCAUGUUGGACAUCAACUACCGCUGGAGCCCGAUCGUCCUCGACGCGCGCGGAAACGGGAACGACGUCGAUACACUGAAGGCGAAGGCAUACGAAGGGUACCCCGGGGAGGACGUGCACGCCGGCGACCGCGCUCCUGGAGCACCGGCACUCAUCGACGCCUGGGGCAAGGCGACGUCGCUACACGAGAUCUUCAAGCCCACUCUACACACCAUUCUCGUUUUCUUCCCGGAAACCGAGGAGGCGCCUGCCCAGAUCGAUGCCGUGCUGAGGACCGUAAAGGCGCUCCCGAAGAGUACCUGCCAGGUCGUCAUCCUUGCACGUCACGGCGCUCCGACGGCGCACUGCGGGGCCACCGGGUACCACGACAGCGAGGGCCACGCAUUCGGGUUCUACCACGUCGAGGAGAGGAAGCUGACUGUUAUUGCUGUCCGGCCCGACGCCUACGUGGGUGCUUUCGUGUACGACGCGGACAGUCUCCAGGCGUACUUCUCGCGGAUCUUCCGCAGUGCGUGA
Molecule: messenger RNA, 1683 nt
Organism: Trametes versicolor FP-101664 SS1
Lineage: Eukaryota; Fungi; Basidiomycota; Agaricomycetes; Polyporales; Polyporaceae
Product: monooxygenase
Exons: 10
Coding region: 1-1683 (560 amino acids)
Molecular function (GO): FAD binding
Source: RefSeq, a predicted model, not a curated record